Triticum aestivum (bread wheat) is the source of this 1467-nucleotide messenger RNA. RefSeq names its product rop guanine nucleotide exchange factor 11. NCBI's taxonomy places the organism in Eukaryota, Viridiplantae, Streptophyta, Magnoliopsida, Poales, Poaceae. Gene Ontology annotation, molecular function: guanyl-nucleotide exchange factor activity. The record is from RefSeq and is a predicted model, not a curated record.
GGUUACAUGGACAACUUCGUGGACCAGACCGAGUUCUGGUACGAGAAGGGCGGCGACAACAAGCGCGACGACGACAAGUGGUGGAUGCCGACGGUGAAGGUGCCGGCGGAGGGCCUGUCCGAUGUGACCCGCAAGUGGCUGCAGUACCAGAAGGAGUGCGUGAACCAGGUGCUCAAGGCCGCCAUGGCCAUCAACGCGCAGGUGCUGGUGGAGAUGGAGAUCCCAGAGAUCUACAUCGAGUCGCUCCCCAAGAAGGGCAAGACGAGCCUGGGCGACGCCAUCUACCGGAGCAUCACCGAUGAGGAGUUCGAUCCGAUCGAGUUCCUGGAAGGGGUGGACCUGUCGACGGAGCACAAGGUGCUUGAUCUCAAGAACCGCAUCGAGGCCUCCACCAUCAUCUGGAAGCGCAAGAUGCAGACAAAGGACGCCAAGUCCUCCUGGGGUUCCAUCAUCAGCUUCGAGAAGCGCGAGCAGUUCGAGGAGCGCGCCGAGACCAUCCUCCACCUCCUCAAGCUUCAGUUCCCCGGAGCCCCACAGUCACAGCUCGACAUCUCCAAGAUCCAAUACAACAGGGAUGUUGGUUACGCUCUCCUAGAGAGCUACUCGCGUGUCCUAGAGAGCCUGGCGUAUAGCGUGAUCUCGAGGAUCGAGGACGUGCUGGGUGCGGACGCGGCGGCCACGAACCUGACGGCGAGCGAGGCGGCGCGGAGGCAGCUGGAGAUGAAAGCGCCAAGGAAGCUGGACGCCAGGGAGGAGCUGGAGAAGCUCAACGAGGCGCCGGCGUCCAUGACGCUCUACGACUUCAUGGGAUGGCACUUCGACCAGGACGAGCUCAUGAGGAAGAAGGAGGAGGGCACGCUCGACGAGGCCGGCGAGGCCAUGCUGCUCAAGAAGGCGCCAAGCCUCGCCCCCAAGAAGUUCUCCUACGUGGACAGCCUCGCCGGCGGCGUAAGGAGCCCCUCCGCGCAUCACUGAUCGUACGCCAUUGUCAUCUCGAGGGAGCCAGGCCAGCACAAAUCGAUCAAAGCAACAACGGGAACCAAUCGAUCCAAGAUGGCAUGGCAAUGUACAUAUCUGAGGAAUGCACUUCGUACGUAUGGGAGACAAUCGACAUUGGAGUGCAGAGAUCAUCACCGGCUCUAUCGAUCCAUCGGCCGGACUCGUUCAUCCCUCUCAUCUCAUAUACAGUAGAUCGGAUCGAGCAGUUCUGGAAGACGGGAAAAGGACGAAUGAACAGGAUGGUUUGAUCAGCUACACAUUAUUUUACUCUCCUUGCUCUCCGCCCGACAUGUGCAUUGCUCGGGUUGCUGUUGUACGUACGUGGCUACUGAUUUAUUUUUGUAGGUACUUCUCAUUUACUCCCCGGGGGAGGAGACGCUGAACUCUGUGGUAUGUGUAUAGCCAGCGGGCAAACACAUUGUAUUCAUUGAUUUGAUUUAAUCUAACCAUUUCUAGACUCGGUUUCCC